AUGCCGGGGAAACAAUUCAACGAUCCUUGCAGCGACUGCCAGGAUGCGGAAGCUAUAAUAGACGUGCGCACCCGCCAUCUAUGUCGGGACUGUUAUAUACAAUUUACUAACCGCAAGGUCGUGCGGCGAAUGGACUAUUACCGCCAGAUUCGAAAUGCGCCCAAGGAUAAACGGCGCAAAUUGCUUCUUCCUCUUUCAUACGGACCCUCCUCCUCGGUCCUGCUGCACAUGCUGAACGAGCAGUUAGAACGACAAACGUCUGAAUGGCAUGGCACAACAGCAUACGAUCUUCACGUUCUUGUUGUUGACCCGUCAACUAUAUCAUCGUCAAAUCCGUCUUGUCAGGAAAGGUUCUUCUCUCUGCAGCAGAAGUAUCCCAGACACACCUACACGCAGAUCCCGUUUCACGACAUCUUUAAGUAUGAUCAAAAUAUCAAGGAAACUAUGAAGGAGUUUGCUGGGCCAGAAUUCGAGGAUGAUCCAUCUAAGCCGGACAAAGAUCGGCUAGAUGCGUUUCGCGCAUCGAUUCCUUCAGCUACAUCCAGGACGGACAUUGACAAUGUCUUGUUAAACAGGCUGAUAAUAGCAUUUGCAAAAGAAAGUGGAUGUGAAGGUAUACUUUGGGGUGAUUCAGACAGCCGUCUGGCAUCAAAGACCCUGGCCAGUGUUGCCAAGGGACGUGGCUCGUCCUUGAUAUGGCAGGUCUGUGACGGCAUGUCUCCCUCGGGCCUCCAGUUCACUUUCCCUCUGCGAGACCUAUACAAGUCUGAGUUGCAGCAAUACUCCGGUUUAAUUCCGGAGCUUCAAGACAUUCUCAUACCUGAGGAGUCAAUCUCUGCCGACAUGUCUGCUAGGAACAUGUCGAUCGAUGAACUGAUGAUGCAGUAUAUCCAGACCCAGGGUGAGAAGUACCCUGGUAUUAUGGCCAACGUAGUUAGGACGGUAACCAAACUCCAACGGCCGUCUAUUUCUGGUGCUCAAUCUCGGUGCGCUCUUUGCGGUACGGUUGACGUCCGGGGAAGCAGUGCUCAAGCAUCCGAGGGACGCGGUGCUCUAUUCUGCUACGGAUGUGCAAGAUCGAAAUCAGACAUGAGCCCUGUCACUAGAUGA
Messenger RNA from Paecilomyces variotii, 1110 nucleotides. RefSeq lists its product as hypothetical. Gene Ontology annotation, molecular function: sulfurtransferase activity; tRNA binding. NCBI's taxonomy places the organism in Eukaryota, Fungi, Ascomycota, Eurotiomycetes, Eurotiales, Thermoascaceae. The coding region runs from base 1 to 1110 and encodes 369 amino acids. Gene Ontology annotation, cellular component: cytosol. Gene Ontology annotation, biological process: tRNA wobble position uridine thiolation. The transcript has 2 exons. The record is from RefSeq and is a predicted model, not a curated record.